Molecule: messenger RNA, 2912 nt
Organism: Drosophila novamexicana
Lineage: Eukaryota; Metazoa; Arthropoda; Insecta; Diptera; Drosophilidae
Gene: EMC1
Product: ER membrane protein complex subunit 1
Exons: 12
Coding region: 93-2831 (912 amino acids)
Biological process (GO): protein folding in endoplasmic reticulum
Cellular component (GO): EMC complex
Source: RefSeq, a predicted model, not a curated record
UUUCAUUAAUUUAUAACUUAAAAACGUGUCGGCCACUGCGUUAUUCGUGCCUAAUAUAGUUUAAAGCAGGUUUCAAAGCGAACCGCAUCAAAAUGGCUUGUCGACAGUCUUCAGCCGGUACGCUUAUCUGCCUCUCGCUGCUGCUGCUGCUGAGCACCUGCUCUGGCCUGUACGAGGACCAGAUUAAGAAAUUCGACUGGCGAAGCGUUCAUUUGGGCGCUCUUAAACAAGUUCACGUCGACCUCAACCAUUUUCAACCGCGCGUACUCUUGAGCACGCACGAGCAAGUGGUUGCCUCAUUAUGUCCAAAGACCGGUGAGAUUAUCUGGCGACAGGUGCUAGAGCAAAAGCCGCGUGGCGACAUCAAGCUGCUGCAAGUAAGCGGCUUUGCCGACGAUAGCAGCGACACGGCGGCUGCUCCGAUGGGCUCACAUCUUGGCUUUGAUAUGCUAACUGUGCAGGGCCACGCGCCGGCUCUGGUGCGCGGCUGGAACACCAAUAUUGGCACAAUCGAAUGGGAAUGGUCCAUAAUGCCAUUGCAUACGGAAAGGGCACAGGAUGCGGUCUGGUUCUAUAGCAAUUCUGUGCUCUAUCAUGUCGUUCCCGUUUGGCGCAGCCAUAUCGAGGUAACCGCAUACUUUGCAACCUCGGGACACACAACGGGCAGCACCAGCAAGAUAAUGGCCGCUUGGAUUAAGCCGCAGAGCUGUUUGCUAAGCGGCACCUUCUAUGUUUGCCUGGAUGGCAAGCAGCUCAUAAGCCUGGAUUUGGUGGCCAAGAGCACGCAGGUCAUUGCCACGCCUUUAGGAGCCGAACCCAGCGGCAAAAUUCAAUCUCUACCGGGCUUAAACGGCUUGCUGAUUGUCGAUAAAAAACUCAUAAGUGUUAGCAAGGAUCAGGCCGUCUGCUCCGAACUGACAAGCGCCAGCUAUCUUGUCGGCAGCUUUAAUUUACGCAAAGUUCUGGCCUAUGCCGAUUUGGUAGACGGCGUGCUCAAAAUUAAUGCUGUUUAUGUGGACAACUGCACGCCCGUGCCUGAGCUGCAGCAGAGCGUAGCGUUUGCGGAAGACUUUGGAGCGCCCAGUCUACGAUCCUUUGACUGCAAGGCGAAGCGCAAUGGCGACGGAAAAAAUUGUCUCUUUAUUUUUGCCACCAGCGCUGAGUCCAUUGUUGCCGUGCAGCAAGGACGUGUCCGUUGGGCACGCGAGGAAUCUUUGGCGAACGUUAUUGAUACGCAGUUCAUUGAUUUACCUUUAGCUGAUACUGAGGGCACGCUUGAGAACGAAAUGAAGGGCAAAGCAGGUGACAUUGCCAGCGCCUUUAUGCGGCGUAUUACCACGCAAGCACUGCAAAUGAAGAGCCUGUUCUUGCAUGUCAUCGGAUUGGGCCCACCACCAACGGACACACAACGGGCCGGACUUGUGCGCGAUUCUUUUGGACUUCACAAGAUGCUGGUGCUGCUGACGCGCACGGGCAAAAUCUUUGGCGUGGACAACAUUGCCGGCAAACAUCAUUGGAAGCUGUAUCUGCCCAAUGUAGCGGGUUUUGAGAAUGCCGAACAGAUGCGUCUGAUUGUGCAGCGAAGCUCCAAACACUUUCCAUUGCAGCCGCUUUGCGCAAUUGUUGCCAAGUCUGCGGUUAAUAGCAACGGUGUAUUAUUUCGAUUCAACCCGAUCACAGGACGCGCUGCCGAAGGUGGACUGCUCCAACUGGAUUACCAAAUUAAGCAGUUAGCGCUUCUUCCCGAAACGGAAGAAGACUUUGUUAAGGGCAUACUUAUAUUGGAUGGCACCAACCAAGUACAUGUGGAGCCUAAGCAUGCGACGCCUUUGGCACAUGGCAUAUAUCUGUACACAGCAAAUGUGAAGACCGCUGAGCUCGAGGGCUAUUUUGUGAAAUAUGCGGGCGGUGAACUGUCAUGCUUGCCCAUUUGGAAUGUGCGUCUGGGCGGUCACAACUCAGAACAACAAAUCAUUCGAGUUGCUAGCAAAAAUCCAAUUGAGCACGUGCACUCGCAGGGCCGUGUGCUAGGCGAUCGCUCGGUGCUCUACAAAUAUAUAAAUCCCAACUUAGUUGCCUUCGUUACACAGGCUCCAGAUGCCGCCCACAAAUCGGUGCUCAAUUUGUACUUAAUUGAUGUUGUGUCUGGCUCCGUCAUCUUCUCGAUGACGCACCGUAAGGUUCGUCCACCUCUGCACAUUGUACACUCGGAGAAUUGGCUAGCCUAUUCCUAUUUCAACGAUAAAGUGCGACGAACUGAGAUCACCACGAUUGAACUGUAUGAGGGCAAUGCGCAGGCCAACAAUAGCGUCUGGAGCUCCUUGCAGGCACCGUCCAUGCCGCUCGUGGAGCGUCAAUCCUACAUCAUACCAACAAUUGUGGAGGCAAUGCGCGAGACCAUCACCGAACGCGGCAUUACCAACAAGCAUGUCCUAAUUGGUACGGCGAGCGGCGGCAUUGUUGAAAUGCCCUGGCACUUGUUGGAUCCACGUCGUCCAAUAUCAUCCACUACGCAGGGUCGCGAAGAGGGCGCCAUUCCCUAUAUACCUGAGUUGCCUUUGCCAACUGAAAAUUAUAUAAAUUACAAUCAGACGGUUGCACGUUUACGUAAUAUUUAUACGGCACCCAGCGGUCUGGAGAGUACCUGUCUAGUUGUGGCUACGGGCUUAGACUUGUUCGUUACGCGCGUUUCGCCAUCAAAAACGUUCGAUUUGCUGAAGGAGGAUUUUGACUAUAUAUUAAUUUCCAUAGUGCUAGUCGUGCUCACUUCGGGCUCUUUGAUUGUUAGGCAUUUAGCGUCGCGUAAGCUGCUCAAACAGGCGUGGAAAUAGAAGUGGAAUUAUUAUAUAAAUAUGUAAUUGCUUUAUGUAAAUUGUACUACGACCAAAAAUAAUAACAUGAAGAAAAGUGGA